This is a messenger RNA of Lineus longissimus, 1693 nucleotides long. RefSeq lists its product as uncharacterized. The transcript is spliced from 5 exons. NCBI's taxonomy places the organism in Eukaryota, Metazoa, Nemertea, Pilidiophora, Heteronemertea, Lineidae. Bases 70 to 921 code for a protein of 283 amino acids. The record is from RefSeq and is a predicted model, not a curated record.
GGUCGACCUGCAAAGGGCUUUAUCAAUGACCGUAUAUACAAUGUUCACAAAGAGGAGGCAAAACUGAAGAUGGUUAAGAAAAGGGUCCAAUUACCUGAAACAGUCCCUGCUGAAGAGGUGUUGUCUGUUGCAGAAUGCCAGAUUCUACCCGAAAAAGAGUAUAAGGAAAUGACAGCAUGGCUGAAACACAACAUUGAACCGGCAUCCAAAGUUUCGGACCUGAUGGCUAAAACCGCAACAAAUCGUCACCGUGAGAUCUGUGAGAACAAAGAGUUGAAAGCGAAGGAUAUUUUGGCAUCAUUUCCAAGGCUUUUGGAGAGAGGAAUGAUUGAGCAGGAUUUUAAUGUUUUGUUCCAAACUGGCGACCAACUGGUUAAGAAGUGGGAUGGCAACUUUGUCAAGAAAGUACUUCAGUAUGUCACAUGUGUCAAACCAGAUUGGCGAAAUAUUGUGCCUGUAAAAACAGUCUUAAAUGAAGAUGAAGAAAGUGUAGUCGCACUCCAGGUCCUGCCACUGAUACUUCCUCCACGUCCCACAAAAGAUGGGAAGAAGAUGCAUCGCCCUUCCUAUUUGGAGUCAUCUUUAUCUUUUCUGCAGUUCAAACAGGUCACGACGAAUAUACCAGCCUUUCUACGGUCACUGCCCGCAGGCAUUGUACAACCGUUUGUGCUGGCACUAGGGGAGAGGACCGCACCGACACAGGCUUUUGUCAUUGUUGAGAGGAAUGCAAUUGAGCAGACAACCCUUCUUAAAGCAGUUGACUGCUGCUUCAAACUUUUUUAUGUUCUUGAUGUUCAGUUUCCAGCACCGUGCCAGAUUGUUUGGGAGUUCAUACAGGACAUUCUCUAUCGGGUUGGAGCUAGGAAGGGACAAGAGAUUAGCAAAAAUGUUGCUAUUCUGAGGCGAUAUUUUGAUCAGUAAACUAGAAUAUGCUUUAAUAUUAUGAUAAAAAUUUUAUAUAAUUAUAAAUUUUUUAAAAAGUAGAAAUUUUGAUCAGGAGGGGGCGCAAUGUGCCUUAGAAUAUUUUUCGUCAAUUCAAAUUCCCGCCCAAUAACGUCAUCUAUCGACGAGGUUUACUAUUCGCCAGGUAUCAAAAUGGCGGCUGCAGAUCAAUGCUUUCGGUGUUGAUGUGGUAAGUAAAAUAUACCAAUAUACCAAUAUCCAGCUGUAUCUUCGAUGUUCAUGACCAUCGGGUGCAUAUGUUUUUAUCAAAACGUCGAGUAGUGAGGGAUCUUUUCAAAUUUAAUUGUUAUUGUUUAACAAAGCAAAGAAUCUGUGAUCCUUGAUUGUGUUAAUAUGAAAUGAUAGAAUAAUUUUGUAUGUAAUGAUUGUAAAUUGUAAAUUAUAAUGGAAACUUGUCGUGCUCCCAAGGAAGAGAUAAAUACACUCGUAAUGGUGGCAAAUCUUUUCAUAUAACAAAUUUGUGUAAAGUAAGACUUGUAAAUAGAUACAUUUGACAGAGGUUGCUCAGUUUGCAAUACAACAUGCAAUUGGUAAUGAUGAGUCCUGCUUUUUAGAAAGACCAGUUCAUGUUCAUGUUUAUAAGAAUCUUUUUCUGUACAAAGAGAGAAUUGUAUGGAUAGGGGUAGGGCAAUCUCGCUAUUUUUGUGCGACUCCUGUGCAGUCUGGGAGCAAGCUGGUAUUUAAUCAAUUUGCUGUAUCAUAAUCAAAAUAAUUUAUUCAAUAACAUUUU